This is a messenger RNA of Piliocolobus tephrosceles (Ugandan red Colobus), 1095 nucleotides long. RefSeq names its product protocadherin alpha-4-like. Gene Ontology annotation, molecular function: calcium ion binding. The record is from RefSeq and is a predicted model, not a curated record. Lineage: Eukaryota; Metazoa; Chordata; Mammalia; Primates; Cercopithecidae. Gene Ontology annotation, cellular component: plasma membrane. Gene Ontology annotation, biological process: homophilic cell-cell adhesion.
AAGGUGUACGCGCUGCAGCCGCUGGACCACGAGGAGCUGGAGCUGCUGCAGUUCCAAGUGAGCGCGCGCGACGCGGGCGUGCCGCCUCUGGGUAGCAACGUUACGCUGCAGGUGUUCGUGCUGGACGAGAACGACAACGCGCCGGCGCUGCUGGCACCUCAGAUGAGGGGCACUGAUGGCGCAGUGAGCGAACUGGUGCUGCGGUCGGUGGGCGCCGGCGUGGUGGUGGGGAAGGUGCGCGCAGUGGACGCCGACUCAGGCUACAACGCGUGGCUUUCAUACGAGGUGCAGCCAGAAACGGUCAGCGCGCGCAUCCCGUUCCGCGUGGGGUUGUACACUGGCGAGAUCAGCACGACACGAGCCCUAGAUGAGACGGACGCACCGCGCCACCGCCUACUGGUGCUGGUGAAAGACCACGGGGAGCCAGCGCUGACAGCCACGGCCACUGUGCUGGUGUCGCUGGUGGACAGCGGCCAGGCGCCAAAGGCAUCGUCGCGGGCGUCAGUGGGCGCCACGGGCCCCGAGGUGACGCUGGUGGAUGUCAACGUGUACCUGAUCAUCGCCAUCUGCGCCGUGUCCAGCCUGUUGGUCCUCACGCUGCUGCUGUACACUGCGCUGCGAUGCUCCGCGCUGCCCACCGAGGGAGAGUGCACGCUGGGCAAGCCUACGCUGGUGUGUUCCAGCGAGGUGGGGAGUUGGUCGUACUCGCAGCAGAGGAGGCAGAGGUGUGCUCUGGGGAGGGUCCACCGAAGACCGACCUCAUGGCUUUCAGCCCGGGCCUUUCUCCUUGUGCUGGAUCUACAGAGCGAAUGGGAGAACCCUCUGCUUCUUCAGAUUUAUCUGGGAAGGACAGAAAAUGUCAGAUCGUAUGUGCAUUCUAUACCGCUGAUUCGUCGAUUUGUAAAACAAGAGAAGCAUAAGAUGGUUUCCAGAUGUAGCUGCCUGGGGGUCCAGUGUCCGCUGCUCUCGCUUCUUCUCCUCGCAGCCUGGGAAGUGGGGAGCGGCCAGCUCCACUACUCCGUCUACGAGGAGGCCAAACACGGCUCCUUCGUGGGCCGUAUCACGCAGGACCUGGGGCUGGAGCUGGCGGAGCUG